UCACAACGUUGUUCUCUCUUCGUUCGCCCAUCGUAUUGCUUGUUCUAACGUUCAACGUAGCUAAGGCCCAUUAACGGCGACUUGCAAUAUAAUUGAAUUUCUGAAUUUUUAUCCAUUUCAAUCAUAAAAACAUGGCCCUCAGCAAACCUGAAUCAGCUUGCGUAUAUGCUUCCUUAAUCUUGGCUGACGAUGACAUCAACGUUACGGCUGAGAAAAUCCAAACCAUUUUGAAAGCAGCUGAUAUUGAUGUUGAGCCAUAUUGGCCUGGUCUUUUUGCUAAAGCAUUAGAAAGUGCUGGAUCUAUUAAAGACUUAAUCACCAAUGUUGGAUCCGCUGUAGGAGCUGCCCCUGCUGGAGGAGCAGCACCUGCUGCUGCUGCUGCUGCACCAGAAGCAAAACAAGAUAAGAAGGAAGAGAAAAAGAAGGAAGAAAGUGAGGAUGAAGAAGAUGACGACAUGGGCUUCGGUCUAUUUGAAUAAGAAUCUUGACUGACCUUUUUUUUUUAUAUAUAUAUAUAUAUAUGUAUAUGUAUGAACAUUUUAAAUGUUGAAUAAAAAAUACAAAAAAAAUUUCAA
Daktulosphaira vitifoliae (grape phylloxera) is the source of this 575-nucleotide messenger RNA. RefSeq names its product 60S acidic ribosomal protein P1 (gene RpLP1). Lineage: Eukaryota; Metazoa; Arthropoda; Insecta; Hemiptera; Phylloxeridae. The record is from RefSeq and is a predicted model, not a curated record. Gene Ontology annotation, cellular component: cytosolic large ribosomal subunit; ribosome. Gene Ontology annotation, molecular function: ribonucleoprotein complex binding; protein kinase activator activity; structural constituent of ribosome. Gene Ontology annotation, biological process: translational elongation; cytoplasmic translation. Bases 132 to 479 code for a protein of 115 amino acids. The transcript is spliced from 4 exons.